AUGGUCCUCUACGCCGAUGCUGCCCCGGGUCUGGCGGGCAGCACCAUCAUGUUGACGAUAUUGGCAUUUAUAACCUACGGCUUGCGGGUUUACUGCAGAGUGUCUCGCAGAUCAUGGGGUACUGAAGACUGGAUCAUGACUGUAGCAUUGAUACCAUUUGCCGUGCUUGUGGCGGGGUGCGCUGGUGGCGCAUUUAAUGGAAUUGGUGCGCGUAACUCGACACUCGCAAAGGCCGGUAAUGAAAAGUACAUGGCAGACGGGAAGAAGUUCUUUCUUAUCUUCGAAGUCGGAUACUGUUCUGCUAUCAUUCCCAUUAAACUCAGCAUCAGUUGGAUGUUGAUUCGAGUGGCACAAGGGCGCAAGCUAUACGUCUACAUACAAUAUGCCGUUAUUGCUACAUUCGUUUCUAUGAACAUUAUCGCUUUGAUCUUCAUUCUGACCAAUUGCAUACCCGUGGAAGCUGCUUGGAGCGAUGAAGCUCUUAGCAAUGGAGGUCAUUGCAAGGCAAGCUAUGUACUUGCUGAUGUUUACUACGCGUGUACCGCUGUCAAUAUCGUUACAGACUGGAUAACUGCUUUCCUACCAGUUCCUCUACUUUGGAACGUGCAGAUCAAUCGCAAUACCAAGAUCUCAAUCGUUGGCUUGAUGGGUCUCGGUAUCUUUGCAUCGCUGUCGGCAUGCGUACGACUCAAGUAUACUGUCGCAUUGACUAACCAGACCGACUUCCUCUACAGCGUUGCGGAUGUCGUCAUCUGGGGAUUCGCAGAAAACAGCAUCGGCAUGAUCGUGGGGAAUGUGGCAACUCUCCGCCCGCUAUUCCGAAUUCUCCGUGAUGGCAAAACCUCAGACUACAAGAAUUACAACCAAUCACCUGGAUUCAAUAGUUCCCUUCGCACUGGCGGACCCAUGCACUCACGAAAUUACGAGCUCGGCGAGAACGUCAAGGGCCUCAACCACAUGACGAUGACCUCAGAAAUAGAUCACAACCCACGGGGUAGCCUGAGCGAUGGGGACAGCCAGAAGGAAAUUCUCGACAAUGGUCAACGGCCCGGCCAAGCCGACAUCGUCGUCAGUCGCCAAGUUGUCGUGGCAUAUGACUGA
This is a messenger RNA of Penicillium soppii, 1101 nucleotides long. RefSeq lists its product as uncharacterized. NCBI's taxonomy places the organism in Eukaryota, Fungi, Ascomycota, Eurotiomycetes, Eurotiales, Aspergillaceae. The record is from RefSeq and is a predicted model, not a curated record. The transcript has 6 exons. The coding region runs from base 1 to 1101 and encodes 366 amino acids.